Messenger RNA from Trematomus bernacchii (emerald rockcod), 2176 nucleotides. RefSeq names its product sirtuin 5 (gene sirt5). The coding region runs from base 37 to 969 and encodes 310 amino acids. The transcript is spliced from 9 exons. Gene Ontology annotation, molecular function: protein-succinyllysine desuccinylase activity; NAD+ binding; protein-malonyllysine demalonylase activity. NCBI's taxonomy places the organism in Eukaryota, Metazoa, Chordata, Actinopteri, Perciformes, Nototheniidae. The record is from RefSeq and is a predicted model, not a curated record.
ACAAAACACCGACUGAGUUCCUGCUUCCUCCAGCUGAUGAAGCCAAACCGAAUGAUUGUGCUCCAGCUCACCUGCAGAGGUUUGAUAAACUCUCAACUGCAUGGCCACCUGAAAAUACCCAGGGCCAUGCAAAACAUGGCCAGACCCAGUUCAGACCUGGCAGCUUUCAGGAAGACUUUCUCCAAUGCCAAGAAUAUAGCCAUCCUCACCGGAGCAGGGGUGAGUGCAGAGAGCGGAGUCCCCACCUUCAGAGGAGCUGGAGGCUACUGGAGAAAAUGGGAAGCACAGCAACUUGCCACUCCAGAGGCCUUCUCCAGGAACCCCUCCCGUGUUUGGGAGUUUUACCAUUACCGCCGUGAGGUCAUGCUGACAAAAGAUCCCAACCCCGCCCACCUGGCCAUCACAGAGUGUGAGGAGCGACUGAUCAAACAGGGACGCAACGUUACAGUCAUCACUCAAAAUAUUGACGAGCUCCACCGCCGUGCCGGAUCCAAAAACAUCCUGGAGCUCCACGGAAGUCUGUUUAAAACACGCUGUAUGAGCUGCGGUCAUGAAGCUGCCAAUUACCAUAGCCCCAUCUGUGGCGCUCUGAAGGGCAAAGGAGCACCAGACCCCGACACAGAGGACGCUCAGAUCCCUGUUCAGCAGCUGCCCAGGUGUGAGCAGAAAGGUUGUCACGGUCUCCUGAGACCAGCUGUGGUUUGGUUUGGAGAGACUCUGGACUCAGACAUCCUCUCCCGCGCAGAGGAAGUGUUGGACAGCUGUGACCUCUGCCUUGUGGUUGGCACUUCAUCCGUUGUGUAUCCAGCCGCCAUGUUUGCUCCUCAGGUGGCAGCCAGAGGUGUCCCUGUGGCCGAAUUCAACAUGGAGGACACGCCGGCCACCAUGCGCUUCAAGUUCCAUUUCCACGGCCCCUGUGGGACCACGUUGCCCCCCGCGCUGGAACGCCACGAGACUGAACCAAAAUGAGUCCCGGACAUCAGCUGCACACAGACCAGACUGUCUAACACUGGAGGACUUUAUUGGUACCAACAAUAAUAAUAUAAUGUGAGGAGACGGGGUUCAUGAAAAAUAGCAACAAGUUCAAAGACAAAGAUUUGUUUAGGCUGAUAAAUUGAUAGAAUAUACAAUAAAGAGUAAGUGGGCUAUAUUGUAAACAGUUACACAUAAAGUGGUCGAUUGUAACACAACUACAUUUCACAUGAUGUUACUUUUUGCUUUUACUUCACUACAUUUUGUGGGCAGAAGUGACACUACAUUUAUUUUAUAGUUUUAAAUACUAGUUACUUUGCAGAUUCAGUUAAUUCAUACAAAAUAUAAAUCAACUUAUAAAUGAUGAUGAAUUAUUGUAGGUUAAGCUACCCAGCAGUAUAUGAAGUAAUUCACAUAAACCCCAUCUUAACCAAGUUCAACAUUAAAGUGAUAAACACAUUAAAUCAUCAAUAUUUAUAAUAUCAUUAUUUAAUAUUAUAUUCCGAAAUGGGCCAUAUUGCAUAAUGAUUACUUUUACUCCUGUAUCAUUGCUUAUUUCCCUUAAGUAAAAAUGUUUUGGAAAGAUUAAACUGAUUGGAGGGCAUGUUUUCCAGCAUUGAAUUUUCAAUAAUGUAGCAAAUUAUGCUAAAAUGCUGAAUUCCACUAGUGGUUUGUGCUGACUUGUGCAGAAUUUGGUUUGAGAGUUAUAAUUGUGAAACUUGACUCCUAGCAUAAUGAUUAACUGUGCUGUUUAUAAAAGAACAUGUUAAAGAGUGACAUUAAUAGAUAGCAAAAGCUAUGGAUUAAAUGUGAACACUUGUUGGACAACUGUAUCAAUCCUUUUUCAUUGAAUGACUACUGCAUAUCAGACUGUAGGGGGCAGUGUUUAGCUUCUGCUUUGAACGCCAUUACACCUACAGUUAGGAGGAAAAAAAAGAAUAUUUCUGAAGGAUCUGUGGGCUCUGCCAGAUAUGUGGUGUGUGUGUGAGUGUGUAUUAAUUCAGUGUUGUCUGAAUUGAUGGACCGUGGUGAAAACUGUAUGAUGCCUUCCAGUGGGCGUGAGUAAGCUCCAGUAAAACCAGGGAGACCAGUGACUGUGCACUCCCUGAGUCAUGAGGAGACGAUUUGUCGCAUGUAUGUUGAGGUUUGGAGUUGAUUCAAACCACAUAUGCAUAUGAAAUGAAUAAAUAUGCAGUCUUGAAAA